AUGAGUAGCUCAAGCGAACGCAUGUCUGACAACGGUGAGGACUGGAAGGUCGGCACCAUCACGGAGGAGGCCUCAGAGAUCGACAAUAUGCUCCCGAGGAACACGGCGACUUGCGGCACCAAGCUUGUCAUGACCGUCAAGGGUGCCGUCACCACUAUUUUCUGGUCGGUCAUGAGAGUCACCCUUCGGUCAAGCAUCGAGGAGCCGGCCAUAUUUUUUUCCAUAGACGUCGUGGGAGAGGGCGGAUUACUCAAGCAACACUCGAUACCAGAUAACUGGGACCAUGCAAGGUUUCGGUUGGAGAUGUUCUUGAGCCCGCCCAACCACGCAGUGGCGACUAUGAGUAUUACAGGCCGGCAAAGGCUGACGUCUGUCAUCUGGCAGCAUGGGGACCCUGGCAAGGUCGGGCGCGAACGUCACUGGGUGUGCAACUACUGUGUCGACGAGCGCCGUCGCUACAAUAGCAACAGCGGCUCCAACUUCGUUGGGCGGUGGGGAAGCUCGGUGACCGUGGCGAAAGAAGAUGCGGAAAACUGGAAAGAGUCAAUUUUACAUCUGGGAACGUUCAAGCAAGGCGGAGAGAUAAUGCCGUACUAUAGCCAAUGGGAACUUGAAACCAAGGAGCAGAAAUAA
Messenger RNA from Tricharina praecox, 633 nucleotides. RefSeq lists its product as uncharacterized. The transcript has 5 exons. Bases 1 to 633 code for a protein of 210 amino acids. The record is from RefSeq and is a predicted model, not a curated record. NCBI's taxonomy places the organism in Eukaryota, Fungi, Ascomycota, Pezizomycetes, Pezizales, Pyronemataceae.